AUGUCUCUCCGCCUCGCACCCGCAGCGUCGCACCCAACAAGCACGACCAACACCGCAGCCAGCAAACUCUCCUCGACCAACAGCAGCAACAAACGAGACACACUCGACCGCGGCGCACCCUCAGCCCCAGGUCUCCCCGACACACUGCGACUGUCUCUCCAACCCACCCUCUCGUCCAACACAUCAACAUCGACCAUCACAUCCUCGCAUCCCCUGGAAACCCGGCUGCAGAACUGGACGGCCACACAGGAACGCACACAGAUGAACCUACUGCGCCGGAACUUCGGGCUCGCGGAACCGCUGCGUCGCGGCAUGGAGUUGCAUAUGGUGCGGACCAGCGAUUCGUUUCGGCCCUCGGUGCUCGGCAUGCCUGCGAGGGUUCAUGAGGAUAUCCUGUCGGGCAGGGACAACUCGUUGAGCUGGGAAGAUGUCUAUGCCGGGCAGGAUGGUUUGAAUCUCGGGUUGAAUAGUGGCGGUGAUGGCCAGGGUGUUGGUUGGACGGAUGAGAUGGAGCGCAAGGUUGGAAUGGGCAAGUGGUAA
Molecule: messenger RNA, 540 nt
Organism: Exophiala bonariae
Lineage: Eukaryota; Fungi; Ascomycota; Eurotiomycetes; Chaetothyriales; Herpotrichiellaceae
Exons: 2
Coding region: 1-540 (179 amino acids)
Biological process (GO): proteasome assembly
Cellular component (GO): nucleus; cytoplasm
Source: RefSeq, a predicted model, not a curated record